UUUAACAAUACUUUACUGAUACAUGGCGCCGAAUUAAAAUGCCAUUUCUGCUGACACACCCGCGAUGACUCAUACUGCUGCCGGUCCAUCAGCCUCAACUAUGAUGCGGUUUGUUUGUUGUUAGUUUCUCAUCAUCUAUGUUUCUUGAUCAGGAUCCAUUCAGGCAGCUGAAAGACCUGUCUCUGCUUAAAGACCAGCUCGAUAACAUUCAGCGUCGGGUGGAGGAUGAAGUCGGAGUUGGGAUUCCACAGGGUGGAAAUGUGCUCAGUUCUCCCUUCCUCAAAGGCUUUUUGGCUGGGUAUGUGGUGGCAAAGCUCCGCUCCUCUGCAGUCCUGGGAGUUCUUGUAGGAACCUGCACUGGCAUCUUUGCUGCUCAGAGCUAUCAAGUGCCUAACGUUGAGCAGACCAUAAAAAACUACUUCAGCUCAUUUAAGAAGAGAUAGAGGGAGCCAAUAUAACAAUCUCAGAAAUGGUGCCUCAUCCAGAAACUUCAACAUGUACCUCAACUGAGGUGCCACUCAUCAGACCACAUAGAAUAAAUGGAUGUAUUUAGAUGAUACUUUGGUGUCCAAAAUAAUUAAGCUUCUCAGGUUAGCAGUUUUAGGUUAUUUUUCUAUUUAAAAUGGGUUAGGUCUGUGCUGUUACAACAGCUUUUUUUGAAAGACUAUAUACACCUAAAUUCCUUAAGAUGGUAUAAAUGGCCAAAGCUUUGUUAUCAGUUCUUAAUAUGCUCAAAAUGUUAAUGAUCUGUCUGUUACAUAUUUUUUCCAAUGCCUUUUUUUAAAUAGAGGUUUGCACUAAACAGGUGAACAAUCAGGCACAACACACUCUGUAAAUAAUGUCUGGCAUCGAACAAUUCCUGUACUUGCCAAAUGUCAGAGAUUGCUGGACUAUAGCUGAAGCCUUUUAUGUAGUUGUUGGAUAAAUAAAUGUUGCACUUUACAACACUCAA
Messenger RNA from Onychostoma macrolepis, 952 nucleotides. Its product is annotated as SLC35A4 upstream open reading frame protein. The record is from RefSeq and is a predicted model, not a curated record. NCBI's taxonomy places the organism in Eukaryota, Metazoa, Chordata, Actinopteri, Cypriniformes, Cyprinidae. The transcript has 2 exons. Bases 138 to 443 code for a protein of 101 amino acids.